GCUUUUGAAUGGAGUUCCACCAAACAUGGCUUAACGAAAGCUAAAGCCCCUCCCAAACAGGCCCUGGAUUCUCUCCGCGACUUCGACGGUGACUACAUUCUUCUACCAAAGCGUGUAUAUUGCUUCUUCUGACUGACGUUCCAUUGAACUUACUCCCAGUACAAGGGUUCUUAUUUCCCUCCACCCCCACCUCUCUCUCUCUCUCUCAUUUAGAAAUCAACCAGCGGUUUGUAAAACAUGAAGUGAAUAAACCCAAAAAACAAGGUUUUACUCUUGAUGAAAGAAAUGGCAGAACCAAUUUGCAGAGUUUUGCGAGAUGGAGCAUUGGAGGGAGAGCAUGCUCCUGCUCUGAUGAUAAAGGACUCUAUGCACAGUGCUUUUGGACUUGAUGUCUUCAAUCAUAUUCUUUGUUCUCUUGCCUCAAACAUAUCUGCUGGAAAAUCGCAAGCUCGAGGUCUUGUGCUCGUUUCAUUAAAUCGACAUCCGUCAUUCUACACUGAUUUGUUAAAGAGUAGAGGAAUUGGUGUUGCCUCGUCCAAUAAAUUGAUUCAGAUUGUGGACUGUUAUUCUGAUCCUCUUGGCUGGAAGGAUCGGCUUCUGGACCCUGGAUGCAUUACCAAGCUUUCUCCAAAAGCUACAGGUACUCUUUGCAAGGAUAUCAGGGAUCUAGACAAGCUGCUCUCCGUAAUCCUUGAACUUGGGAAUGGAUUGGUUGGAGUUGGACAAGGAAAAAUCCACUUCUCAGUUGCUAUAGACUUGGUCACUGUAAUUAUAAGGCAUACAUCUCUGCAGUCAGUCUCACGCCUUAUAAGCAACUUACGCAGCCAUGACCAAGUUUCAAGUGUAUUUUGGUUGAUCCAUUCAGACCUUCAUGAGAUGAAGGCUAUAGCAGCUCUUGAAUAUAUGUCUUCUAUGGUUGCUAAUUUAGAGCCAAUUGGUCAAUCACCAAAUGAACAGAGAGGACAUUUUGAGAAGCUUUUGUGGACUGAACAAAAUUCUAAUAAAGGAAAGUUCCAUGUUCGGUUCAAGCGUAGGAAUGGAAGAGUUAAAUUGAUGUCUGAAGAAUUUCUUGUGGAGCAAGGAGGCAUUAAGUUCAUUACUGUUUCUUCGGGAAAUGGGAUGAUUGAUCAAAGCCUUUUACCGAAGGUGCAGUUCAAUCUCCAGCUAUCAGAGAAGGAACGGGUUGACAGGGCAAAGGUUGUACUUCCAUUCGAACACCAAGGAAACGGUAAAUCCAUGCAGAUUUAUGAUGGUCGAAGAUCUCUCACAGAGGGCCAUAAUAAUCUGAGUACACCAGCUUCAACCACUACAAAAAUUCAUACAGAAGCUGAUUGUGGCAAGGGCGAGAUACACUAUAUUCGUGAUUCAGAUGAUGAGAUGCCAGAUUCAGACGAGGACCCAGAUGAUGAUUUGGACAUAUAAAUCCACCCUCCUGCUGGGGAACUCUCUGAUGAUCUGGAGGUUUCUAUUAUGUUGUAUGAUGAGAAGAUACGUUCACCUGAAAGGGGUUUCUAUUCACACAUGCUAGAUAGCUAGAAACCUGCAAGUUUAUUGCUUUUCUCUUUCCAGAAGGGAAAGAGUUCCUAGAUGCAACUGCUCGAGUUUCUUUGGGAAGCCUUUUGAAUAGAAGGGGACUCAACUUCUUGAUUUGAGUCUUACCUGAAGAAAAGCAAGCUUACUUGAUUUGUUUCUACACCUUUUGAGGUUAACAGGUUUGAUUUAUGUUACUCUUUGUGAAGGAUUUAUGCUUAAGCUAAUUUAUGCUCAGGUGGCAUAAUGAAAUGGAGUUGUUCAUUUGAUGGCAAAGUGCUUCAGAUGUCUUUUGAAAUUCUAGUUCAAUGUAUCGUAUGGGACUUCAGACAUCUUUUGACGACUGACGGCUAAGGGCUCGAAUUAUUCAUUUGAUUGAUGGUUUUGGAUGAGACUUGAGAGUAUAUCUUUGUUCUACUUUUUUA
This is a messenger RNA of Nelumbo nucifera (sacred lotus), 1955 nucleotides long. Its product is annotated as elongator complex protein. NCBI's taxonomy places the organism in Eukaryota, Viridiplantae, Streptophyta, Magnoliopsida, Proteales, Nelumbonaceae. Gene Ontology annotation, molecular function: tRNA binding. Gene Ontology annotation, biological process: tRNA wobble uridine modification. Gene Ontology annotation, cellular component: nucleus; elongator holoenzyme complex; cytosol. The record is from RefSeq and is a predicted model, not a curated record.